This is a messenger RNA of Eruca vesicaria subsp. sativa (arugula), 433 nucleotides long. Lineage: Eukaryota; Viridiplantae; Streptophyta; Magnoliopsida; Brassicales; Brassicaceae. The record is from the annotation of a GenBank genome assembly.
GAAAAAAGGGGGCAAUGGAGGAGUCCGUAAGGGAGAGGAAUCAUAUGAAGAAGAAGAAGAAGAAAACGGAUCGUGGGUUAGGUUGUGGAGUCGGGUCGAUCCAAAUGAGAAUGAGAAGGCUCCGAGUGCUAAUACCUGACGGGCGAAGACUGAACCAGCCGGAUAUGCUUCUAUCAAAGACUGCUGAUUAUAUUAUGCAUUUGGAGUUGAGGAUUAGGUUUCUCAAAACCCUCUCUGAUAUGUACUCGCUCUCUUAAAAUUAAUCAUUUUUUGUUGUUGUUGUUGUUUUAUUCUUCAUCUUCUUCGUUCUUUUUCUUCUAAAUGUAAAACUCUCUUUUAUAUUUCUGCUUUAUCACAAAAUAUUUACAUUCAGAAUUUGUUACUUCAUAAUUCAUGUGGAACUAGGAUAAGAUCUGCACCUUACACAUGACAA